Messenger RNA from Arvicola amphibius (Eurasian water vole), 988 nucleotides. Its product is annotated as C-C motif chemokine 3. The record is from RefSeq and is a predicted model, not a curated record. Gene Ontology annotation, molecular function: chemokine activity; CCR chemokine receptor binding. The transcript is spliced from 3 exons. Gene Ontology annotation, biological process: inflammatory response; cellular response to type II interferon; G protein-coupled receptor signaling pathway. The coding region runs from base 300 to 578 and encodes 92 amino acids. Lineage: Eukaryota; Metazoa; Chordata; Mammalia; Rodentia; Cricetidae. Gene Ontology annotation, cellular component: extracellular region.
UUCCCCUCAAGAAGUAAGAAGAGGUCACGAGUUGAGAGCUGGGACUAUACCUCAGAGAUUCUAUUCUUGGAUAUCCUGAGCCCCAUUGGGUCACCCAGGACCCUGGGUUGUGCAAUAUCCAACACGACACCAUUGCUGUGCUUAAAAAUUUCCCUCCAAACCCCCGGAUUCCAUUUCCCCUUAUGCCGGGGCUGCCUAUAAAGAGAAGGGGCAUAUGGCUUCAGAUGCCAGCAGGACACAAGCGGCAGUGAGGACCGGUCUCUGCUGACAAGCCCCAGCUCCAUCACCUGCUCUGCAUCAUGAAGGUCCCCACAGCUGCCCUUGCUCUCCUUCUCUGCACCAUGGCUCUUUGUGACCAAGUCUUCUCAGCUCCAUAUGGUGCUGACACCCCAACCUCCUGCUGCUUCUCCUAUAGCCGGCAGAUUGACCGAAGAUUCAUUGUUGACUAUUUUGAGACCAGCAGCCUUUGCUCUCAGCCAGGUGUCAUUUUCCUAACUAAGAGAAACCGGCAGGUCUGUGCUGACCCCAAAGAAACCUGGGUGCAAGAAUACAUCACUGACCUGGAGCUGAAUGCCUGAGAGGCUUGGAAGCAGUGAGAAACCAUGAAACAUUCUUGGGCCCUGUGUGGAGCAGGGUCCUAAGUUUCAGAAUAUCCCAGCCACCUCCACAGCUCCAUAUCCUGUAAACUGUUUGCUGCCAAGUAGCCACACACAGGGACUCUCAACUUGAAUUCUAAUUUAAUUUCAUAUUAUUUAAUUUUGUAAUUUAUUUUAUUGUCACACUUGUUCUUGUGAUGCUUAGUUCUGAACGAUCUCAGGGUACUUUCCAACACCCAUUCCCCCUCCCCUUGCUCACACUGUGUUUGGUGACAGUGGGAGUGGCUGUCACCAGCCUGUUCUAGGUAGAUACAGUGACAAGGUCCCACAGUGACAAAGAAACAAUGGAUGCUUUGUUUGCACAGAGGAAUAAUAAAUAUGAUCUUAUAUAA